Messenger RNA from Magallana angulata, 1551 nucleotides. RefSeq names its product E3 SUMO-protein ligase ZNF451-like. The record is from RefSeq and is a predicted model, not a curated record. The transcript has 7 exons. Bases 193 to 1470 code for a protein of 425 amino acids. Lineage: Eukaryota; Metazoa; Mollusca; Bivalvia; Ostreida; Ostreidae.
UCCGGAAUUUUUGUCAAAAAAGGGAGAAAAUAUUUUUAACAAAUAAUAUAUAGCGACCAUUUAAGACUUAAUUGGCGCUAAAUUAUUUUUGUUUUAAAUCUGGCUAAGCAUUUUUAAUUAAUAUAUACAUAUUUCACUGCUCUUCAGUUUAUGGAGAUAGAAUAUUGAACAAAAGGCGCCAAAUGUCAAAUAAUGAGCAAAUCAACAGAAAGUCAAGGGUCACGAACUUUUUUGGAGUCGGUGAAAGCCAGAUUUGAACAACAAUAUUUAGAGAGACAAAAAAGGAUUGAGAAAAAGAAAUGUCAGAGAGAGGUGGAGUUAGUUCACAGCCAGUACCUGAAACAAAAUGUAGUCAAUUCAUCAGAGAUGGCACAUGCCAAAUUUGUUGUGGGAACCUGGUCUCAUAAACAUGGAGAUGCAGAAAAGAAGUGGGUAGUGAAGGACAAAAGGGAGAAACAGAGAAUUGAAGCCAGGUUUUCUCCAUAUGGCAAAUCUCCGAACAGUUCAAGGAGACAAACCUCCAGUCCCAGGGAGCAAGGACAUGGCAAGUUUUCUAGCCCCUCUCAACCAAAAUCAGGACAGAUGACAAGGACCCCCAUGGGAGGGUCCCAGAGAUCAACACCACCAGUGUCAACUGCAGCAAGUACGAGUACUUCUAGUAGUCCCACUGUAAUUUCAUUGGACGAUACUCCAGAUGAAGUAGUGGUGGAUAACAUAGAACCAUCUGAGCACAGCCAACCGUUAGCCUGUCCAGUUCUCUACUGCGAGGUUCUGUUUACCACGAGAGAUAAACUGGAGCAGCACAUGAGAGACUUUGACCAUUGUCCAAUCAAUCCUUGUAUGGUUAAUCUUGAUGGAGUACUGGCUCAGCAUAGAUCCUAUUUGUGUACGAGCUGUAAUGAAUGUUUUAGGGAGAAAAGGGACUGGGAAUGUCACCCACACAGAAGAGGCCCGGAUUCUUCUCUUGAGGAUGCAAGCACCACCCCUGGGCACUUCGUGGUAGUUGGAUAUCUCUGUCCAAGGACACUCAGCAUCUUCUCUUCCUAUGAACAAUGUGAAAACAGUAUCAAAAAGGGAACUGAAGACAUCCUCAAGUUUCCAUUUCAAGAUGAUGAUGGGGUAACACUUCAGUCAGUCAAACCCUGCCCAGUAUCCAAGGCAUUUGUUGAUGAUUUCACUGUCCGCUGCAAGUCCUGUGCUUACACUGUGAGCUGCCUAGACUGUGGGGUGGAGCUGUUGGAUUCUGGGAGUCUCCAGGACCAUAUGCUGCUUUUUGAGCAGACACAUGUUCUUACCUCAAGGUCUAUCGUAUCAAAGGAGGAUGUGUUCACAGAAUAUAUCACAGAGCAUGUCUCAAAUUUCUCCGAGCUUCUGGACAAAUAUAUUAAUCACAGUUCUAAGGAGCAGAAUUUAAAGACAUUUUCUAACUUUGUUACCAUCUUAUGUCAUCUUUUGGAAGAGAAUAUGUAAAUCUUUUUGUAUUCAUGAUUUUUUUAAUUGAUUUUUUGUUGAAUCUGAAUUUGUAAGAGUAAAGUUUUCUUUUCUACUAGG